AUGCCUAGCUCCAGGACAGCACGGUCCGAAGAGGACCGGGAUGGCCUCUGGGACGCCUGGGGUUCAUGGAGUGAGUGCUCACGCACCUGCGGUGGAGGCGCCUCCUAUUCACUGAGACGCUGCCUCAGCAGCAAGAGCUGUGAAGGAAGAAAUAUCCGGUAUCGAACAUGCAGUAAUGUGGACUGCCCACCAGAAGCAGGUGAUUUCCGAGCUCAGCAAUGCUCAGCUCACAAUGAUGUCAAGCACCAUGGCCAGUUUUAUGAAUGGCUUCCUGUGUCGAACGACCCUGACAACCCAUGUUCACUCAAGUGCCAAGCCAAAGGAACAUCCCUGAUUGUUGAACUAGCACCUAAGGUCUUAGAUGGCACUCGCUGCUAUACGGAAUCGUUGGACAUGUGCAUCAGUGGUUUAUGCCAAAUUGUUGGCUGCGAUCACCAGCUGGGAAGUACCGUCAAGGAAGAUAACUGUGGGGUCUGCAACGGAGAUGGGUCCACCUGCAGGCUGGUCCGAGGGCAAUAUAAAUCCCAGCUCUCCGCAACCAAAUUGGAUGAUACCGUGGUUGCCAUUCCCUAUGGAAGUAGACAUAUUCGCCUUGUCUUAAAAGGACCUGAUCACUUGUAUCUGGAAACCAAAACUCUCCAGGGGGCUAAAGGUGAAAACAGCCUCAGUUCUACAGGCACCUUUCUUGUGGACAAUUCUAGUGUGGACUUCCAGAAAUUUCCAGACAAAGAGAUACUGAGAAUGGCUGGACCACUGACCGCAGAUUUCAUUGUCAAGAUCCAUAACUCGGGGCCCACUGACAGCACCGUGCAGUUCAUCUUCUAUCAGCCUAUCAUACAUCGAUGGAGGGAGACAGAUUUCUUUCCUUGCUCAGCAACCUGUGGAGGAGGUUACCAGCUGACAUCGGCUGAGUGUUACGAUCUUCGGAGCAACCGUGUGGUUGCUGAUCAAUACUGUCACUAUUACCCAGAAAACGUCAAACCCAAGCCCAAGCUUCAGGAGUGCAACUUGGAUCCUUGUCCAGCCAGUGACGGAUACAAGCAGAUCAUGCCUUAUGACCUCUACCAUCCCCUUCCUCGGUGGGAGGCCACCCCAUGGACCGCCUGCUCCUCUUCGUGUGGGGGGGGCAUCCAGAGCCGGGCAGUUUCCUGUGUGGAGGAGGACAUCCAAGGGCGUGUCGCUUCAGUGGAAGAGUGGAAAUGCAUGUACACCCCUAAGAUGCCCAUCGUGCAGCCCUGCAACAUUUUUGACUGCCCUAAAUGGCUGGCACAGGAGUGGUCUCCGUGCACGGUGACGUGUGGUCAGGGCCUCAGGUACCGUGUAGUUCUCUGCAUCGACCAUCGAGGAAUGCACACAGGAGGUUGUAGUCCCAAAACAAAGCCCCACAUAAAGGAGGAAUGCAUCAUACCCACUCCCUGCUAUAAACCCAAAGAAAAACUUCCGGUAGAGGCCAAGCUGCCAUGGUACAAACAAGCUCAGGAACUGGAAGAAGGAGCUGCCGUGUCAGAGGAACCCUCGUUCAUCCCAGAGGCCUGGUCGGCCUGCACGGUCACCUGCGGUGUGGGGACCCAGGUGCGAAUAGUCAGGUGCCAGGUGCUCCUGUCUUUCUCUCAGUCCGUGGCUGACCUGCCCAUUGAUGAGUGUGAAGGGCCCAAGCCGGCAUCCCAACGUGCCUGUUACGCAGGACCAUGCAACGGGGAAAUUCCUGAGUUUAAUCCGGAUGAGGCUGCUGGGCUCCUCGGUGGCCUGCAGGAUUUCGACAAGCUGUACGACUGGGAGUAUGAAGGGUUCACCAAGUGCUCCGAGUCAUGUGGAGGAGGUGUCCAGGAGGCUGUGGUGAGCUGCCUGAACAAACAGACCCGGGAGCCUGCUGAUGAGAACCUGUGUGUGCCUAGCCGCCGCCCCCCGCGGCUCCUGAAAUCCUGCAAUUUGGAUCCCUGCCCGGCAAGGUGGGAAAUUGGCAAGUGGAGUCCAUGUAGUCUCACCUGUGGGGUUGGCCUGCAAACAAGAGAUGUCUUCUGCUCUCACCUACUUUCUAGAGAGAUGAAUGAAACGGUAAUCCUGGCUGAUGAGCUGUGUCACCAGCCCAAGCCAAGCACCGUGCAAGCUUGUAACCGCUUCAAUUGCCCCCCAGCCUGGUACCCUGCACAGUGGCAGCCGUGUUCCAGGACCUGUGGAGGGGGCUCUCAGAAACGUGAGGUUCUUUGCAAGCAACGCAUGGCAGAUGGCAGCUUCCUGGAGCUUCCUGAGACCUUCUGUUCAGCCUCAAAACCACCCUCCCAGCAAGCCUGCAAGAAAGAUGACUGCCCCAGCGAGUGGCUUCUCUCAGACUGGACAGAGUGUUCCACGAGCUGCGGGGAGGGCACCCAGACUCGGAGCGCCAUUUGCCGGAAGGUGCUGAAAACCGGGGUAUCAACUGUUGUCAAUUCCAGCCUGUGCCCGCCCCUGCCCUUCUCUUCCUCUAUCAGGCCCUGUAUGCUGGCAACCUGUGCAAGGCCCGGGAGGCCGUCCACCAAGCACAGCCCGCACAUCGCGGCGGCGCGGAAGGUCUACAUCCAGACGCGCAGGCAGAGGAAGCUGCACUUCGUGGUGGGCGGCUUCGCCUACCUGCUGCCCAAGACCGCCGUGGUGCUGCGCUGUCCCACGCGCAGGUUUCGCAAACCCCUCAUCACCUGGGAGAAGGACGGCCAGCACCUCAUCAGCUCGGCUCACGUCACCGUGGCCCCUUUCGGCUACCUGAAGAUCCAUCGCCUCCGGCCUUCGGACACAGGCGUCUACACCUGCUCCGCUGGCCCGGCCCGCGAGCAGUUCGUCAUCAAGCUCAUUAGUGGCCACCGCAAGCUGGUGGGCCGGCCCUUGAGCCUGCGGAGUGAGGAAGAGGCCUUCCUGGUGAGGAAGGCCAGCCCCAAGGAGGCCCUGCAAACCCACAAACACCAGAACGGGAUCUUCUCCAAUGGCAGCAAGGCUGAGAAGCGGGGCCUUUCGGUCGACCCAGGAAGUCGCUAUGAUGACAUUGUCUCCCGGCUGCUGGAGCAAGGGGGCUGGCCAGGAGAGCUCCUGGCCUCCUGGGAGGUGCAGGACUCCACGGAAAAGAACGCAUCCUCGGAAGAGGAUCCCAACGCCGAGCAGGCCCUCCUGCACCUCCCAUUCACCAUGGUGACGGAGCAGGCGCGCCUGGAUGAAAUCCUCAGGAACCUCUCCCAGCAGCCCGAGGAGCUGCGCGACCUCUACAGCAAGCACCUGGUGGCUCAGCUGGCCCAGGAGAUCUCCCGCAGCCACCUGGAGCAGCAGGACCUGCUCCUCAAGCCCUCUGAACGGAGGGUACCGCCCGUGGCUAUCCCUCCUCAUAAGCACGUGUCCGGCUUCACCAGCUCUCUGCGGACCUCGGCUUCUGGGGAAGCUGGAGGCACGUCUCGCAGGCCACACCGCAAGCCCACCAUCUUGCGGAAGAUCUCUGCUGCCCAGCAACUUUCCGCCUCGGAGGUGGUCACUCACCUGGGACAGACUGUGGCCCUGGCCAGUGGGACCUUGAGUGUGCUUCUGCACUGCGAAGCCAUAGGCAACCCAAGGCCUACCAUCAGCUGGGCCAGGAACGGAGAAGAGGUUCAGUUCAGUGACAGGAUUCUUCUGCAGCCAGAUGAUUCCUUACAGAUCUUGGCACCAGUGGAAGCGGAUGUGGGUUUCUAUACUUGCAAUGCCACAAAUGCCUUGGGAUAUGACUCUGUCUCCAUUGCCGUCACACUAGCAGGAAAGCCACUAGUGAAAGCAUCACGAACGACUGUCAUCAACACAGAGAAGCCUGCAGUCACAGUCGAUAUCGGAAGCACCAUCAAAACAGUGCAGGGAGUGAAUGUGACAAUUAACUGCCAAGUCGCAGGUGUGCCUGAAGCGGAAGUCACUUGGUUCAGGAAUAAAAGUAAACUGAGCUCCCCUCACCAUCUGCAUGAGGGCUCCUUGCUGCUCACAAACGUGUCCUCAUCGGAUCAAGGCCUGUACUCCUGCAGGGCGGCCAAUCUUCAUGGAGAACUGACUGAGAACACCCAGCUACUGCUCCUAGAGCCGCCCCAGGUCCCCAUGCAGUUGGAAGAUAUCAGGGCCCUGCUCUUAGCCACUGGACCAAACCUGCCUUCGGUGCUGACGUCUCCUCUGGGAACACAGCUGGUCCUGGAUCCUGGGAAUUCCGCUCUCCUCGGCUGCCCCAUCAAAGGCCACCCUACUCCCAAUAUUACCUGGUUCCAUGGUGGUCAGCCAGUUGCCGCUGUCACAGGACUGACGCAUCACGUCUUGGCAGCUGGACAGAUCCUUCAGGUUGCAAACCUUAGUGGUGGGUCUCAAGGGGAAUUCAGCUGCCUGGCCCAGAAUGAGGCAGGAGUACUCAUCCAGAAAGCAUCUGUAGUGAUCCAAGAUUACUGGUGGUCUGUGGACAGACUGGCAACCUGCUCAGCCUCCUGUGGUAACAGGGGGGUUCAACAGCCCCGGCUGAGGUGUCUGCUGAAUGGCACAGAGGUCAGCCCUACUCACUGUGCAGGGAAGGUUCGCCCCGCUGCACAGCCCAUCGCCUGCAACAGGAGAGACUGUCCUUCUCGGUGGAUGGUGACCUCCUGGUCUGCCUGUACUCGGAGCUGCGGGGGAGGUGUCCAGACACGCCGGGUGACCUGUCAAAAGCUGAAAGCCUCUGGGAUCUCCACCCCUGUGUCCAAUGACCUGUGUACGCAGCUCGCCAAAAGGCCGGUGGACACUCAGGCCUGUAACCAACAGCUCUGUGUGGAGUGGGCCUUCUCCACCUGGGGCCAGUGCAGCGGACCUUGCAUCGGGCCUCACCUAGCUGUGCAACAUAGACAAGUCUUCUGCCAGACACGGGAUGGCAUCACCUUACCUUCAGAGCAGUGCAGUGCCCUUCCAAGGCCUGUAAGCACCCAGAACUGCUGGUCAGAGGCCUGCAGUGUACACUGGAGGGUUAGCCUGUGGACCCUAUGCACGGCAACCUGUGGCAACUAUGGCUUCCAGUCCCGGCGGGUAGAAUGUGUUCAUGCCCGUACCAACAAGGCGGUGCCUGACCACCUGUGCUCCUGGGGGCCCCGACCCGCCAACUGGCAGCGCUGCAACAUCACUCCAUGUGAAAACAUGGAGUGCAGAGACACCACCAGGUACUGCGAGAAGGUAAAACAGCUGAAACUCUGCCAACUCAGCCAGUUCAAAUCUCGCUGCUGUGGAACUUGUAGCAAAGCAUGAAGACAGGGCACGGGAAAGGACUCUCCCUGGCCACACAAAGGACUCAUGCACCCACCUUGGACAGAACUGACGCUUUCUUCAUUUUAUUUAUUUAUUUCCCCCUCCGCACUCCCAGCACACCGCCCCUCAUCCAGCCUCCUUCCUUUGCCUUCACCUCCACCCCCAUUCCUGAGGCCCUCAGCACGUUUUCUCUUUCAGUUAGCUGGAGGACAGAGUAUUAGGAAAGAAAAAGGACAGAUGUCUAAAGGAGGCUGCAGAGCUGGCCAGGCAGACAGCAAUAACCCCUGCAGAGCCAGCUCCAUGCCAAACCCGGGUCUCAAAGAGACCAAGGAAGAGGCUGGCCAGCCCCUGGGGAUGGCAGGUAGCCAGCGGGUUUGUAAAGUAUCGGUACAAACAUUGGACAAGCAGCUGUGUCUUUCCUGGAAGCAUUUCAUUAAUGCGGGAGGACAUGCUCCUCCCAUUUCCUCCUUUGCCUCUGCACCUUUGGUCAUGGUAAGGACAGGGAGAGGGAAGGGCCACCAUGCUGAGGCAGAAAUAACUCAGAACCCAGCUUGGGGUCCAGGGAGAACUCAAAACACAGAUGGGUAAAGGUAAAGGGAGACUAUCAAAGUAGGCCUAAAGCCCAAAACAAUGUGGCAAAUGAAGUAGGGAGGAAAGGACAGGAGCAGAGAGCAGCCUGUGUGUAUCGCAGUGGGAGGACUGGGCAGGCAGGAGGAGCUGUCAAGUAGGUCAGGAGGCUCACGUGCAUGGCAGACUGAAGGCCCAUGUAAGUGUGGCCCCUGUGUGCUCAGCACUGCUGCCUUCACGGAGGGCAAGAGAGCUCCCUCUAGUGGGGAGAGAGAGAGAGAGCCCUCACUCCUCGUGCCAUCUGCAUCAACUCCACUCCCUGCCCUGCCCUGCCCUGCCCUGCCCUGCCUAUGCAGCUAUGACAAUCCAGCCAGAGGCCAGCAUCUGACUGGGCAGCAAGGCCGCUUCGGCAUCUCUUUAUCCAUAUGGAGAGUCCCCAGCCCCACAUUGCUGCUGUGGGCCAGAAACAUUUUGAACAAGAAUAGACCAGGCUUUCUGCCUAGAUGACCUUUGCUGCUCCACUUGGAAAAGGCCAAGAACUGGGGUCAAUCUGUCAUAAUCAAUACAUAAAUCAGUUUUCCAGAGAGUAUCUAUCAGCUUGUAGCAACCACUUCAUUCCAGAGCUGCCCAAGGGAUGGGGUGGGAUGUGGAUUUGUGCGUGCACGCAGGACAUCCCAUCAAUCCUGGCCACCGCAGUGGGUCUGCAGCCUCUCCCACAGCCCAGCAUGAGCUACUGCAUAGAGUAUAGAGCAGGAGGGAGCAGGGCAGGACAGAACUGUGGCAAUGCCACAGGGAGCGAAGCUUCCAAGACAGUCUUCAAAGAUUUCCAGCCAACCUCCACACACAGUGAGAUACUAGCAACUUUGACUGACAUGCGCCAGUUUGGGCAAGUCCGUAAUUCAGCCGGCAAAGCAGUGCACACUUCAACAACAUACCUCGGCUAAGCCGAAAUCGCUGCAGCAAAGUCACAUGGCAAAACACAAACUAUGAGAAUCUUUGACAAAUCGCUCAUGAAAGGGAACACCUUUGGUUACAAAUGGCCACAGUUUAGUAUCCAGGACAAAGAAGGAUGGCCAGAGUCCCUCGGCCUCCCAUUACAAACACGCUCGUGAAAUGCCACUCACCCUGACAUCCAGGCUACACGCUUCAGCCAGCCUGGAAGUAAAAAUCGGGAGGAAGACAGUAUUCAUCUGUGUCCUCCCAGGGGAGCUCUGGACCAUUAGAAUAGGUGUCUCUUCCUUCCUUAUCACAAAGCAAGGCUCUAAUAAAUCUUGUUACUAAAAAUCAGUGUAAUGUUUAUUUAAAAUAAAAGAGAAUGGUUUUUAUGUCUGUAUAUCUUUUGUGAAUAUUUAUUAGGAUUUCUUGUAUAAAAAAAAGUGCAAUAUUAAUGAUUGUACAUUGUUAUCCAGAAAAAAAAUAAUAUUUGGGGGACUUUUUAUUAACUUCCUGCAGUUGUGUUCCUGUAAACUCAGUGGUGAUUAUUGUAUUUUUUCCUGUUUUAUAAUAGAGCCUGGUGUUUAACUCUGGUUCCAUCCACUGUGUACAGAAUACAUUGUAAAAGCUAACAUGGGGUACUGGAGCAAUAGAGGGGAUUCGUUUGACACAAUAGUUAUGCAUGGGAUGAUGCAGACAGAUCCCUUACUACUACUAAUGUGGUUGAUUAUUUCUAGUUCAAUAGCUGUUGCAAAGCAGCAGUCAAUCUUUGCGUUUCCUAAGUAGCAGGCGUCCUCCAGCUCCGCCACGUGUCAGGUUGUAGCACUUGGAAGUGGGCUUUGGAGCAAGCUGGGGAGCCUAGAACUGGGGUGGACAGAAGUGUGCUCCUUGGGUGAGAUGAAUGUACAUUUAAUGUUGUUCUGUGAAUUGCGACUCAGCAGCACCACGAGAUUAUUAGGGCUGCUGGAUAAUGUGGAAGGAGGUACUUCCUCCUCUAAAACACAAAACUGUAUUUAUAUAUUUUGUACAGAUAA
Molecule: messenger RNA, 7766 nt
Organism: Tupaia belangeri chinensis (Chinese tree shrew)
Lineage: Eukaryota; Metazoa; Chordata; Mammalia; Scandentia; Tupaiidae
Gene: ADAMTSL1
Product: ADAMTS like 1
Exons: 29
Coding region: 1-5232 (1743 amino acids)
Biological process (GO): extracellular matrix organization
Cellular component (GO): extracellular matrix
Source: RefSeq, a predicted model, not a curated record